AUGGUUUAUUCAUCUUUGACUUGGGUUUGGUAUUGGAACCGAAUCUCUACAGGGGUGAAAUCGGUAGAGGUAAACCGGAAACAGAGCCGGAUAACGGUAAAUGGACACGUGGACCCAAACAAGGUGUUGAAGAGAGUGAAGAGCACAGGGAAGAAGGCAGAGUUUUGGCCAUACAUACCUCAACAUAUGGUCUAUUACCCUUUCGCUCCUGGCAUGUACGACAAACGCGCACCCGCGGGCCACAUCCGCAAUCCAACACAAGCGUUUCCAGCCGCAAACGCGCCUGAGGAAAACUACGUUUCCCUUUUUAGCGACGACAACGUCCAUGCCGCUUGUUCCAUCAUGUGA
Molecule: messenger RNA, 348 nt
Organism: Arabis nemorensis
Lineage: Eukaryota; Viridiplantae; Streptophyta; Magnoliopsida; Brassicales; Brassicaceae
Source: the annotation of a GenBank genome assembly